Molecule: messenger RNA, 3773 nt
Organism: Nelumbo nucifera (sacred lotus)
Lineage: Eukaryota; Viridiplantae; Streptophyta; Magnoliopsida; Proteales; Nelumbonaceae
Product: homeobox-leucine zipper protein ROC8-like
Biological process (GO): regulation of DNA-templated transcription
Molecular function (GO): lipid binding; DNA binding; DNA-binding transcription factor activity, RNA polymerase II-specific
Source: RefSeq, a predicted model, not a curated record
CGGAAAAGGCCUGUCCGGCAGCCGAUAUAUGCCGUCGCCGGCAACCAUGUCUUAAAGACUCCAACCUGUACUCCUACGACUGCGCGUACCAAACUUCAAAUACAGAUAGAGAGAGUCCUGGAAUGGUGAGGAAAAAUACUUAAAAGCCUCUUCAAGCUAUCUCAGAACAGGGGCUUUAAUACCGUCGGUUACUUAAUGCUGGGCAUUCGCUGGCUUGUUAUCUUGGUUUCUCGUCGGUUUUCUCUUGCUCUUACACAUCUUCGAAAUCCACGGGAGCCCCAUUAAUUCAUCUAAAUUUGGUUUGCUUUAUUCUGUAUCUCACUCUCCCUUGAUUCAUGCUGAUACCUCCGAUUUUCUGGCCGUUUCUACUCCUCCGCAAAUGAGAAAUGGGUAAUGCAGGAGCACGUGUAGUGGAGCACACCGAACCAGAAUCCAAACAAAUCCCUCCUCUGCUGCUUUAUGGGUUUGUUCUCACUCAGAAAAUUGCUAUUUAUACCCUCAAAUUUGAAGAAACAAGGUGCUUCAUCAACAACAACGACUGAGUGAUUAACAGCGUGUGUUGGUGACUGAAAAUGGAAGCCGGCGUCGGAGGCGGUGGUUCCGGGGACGACCGAGACAUCCCUGAUCCUCAUGACAAGAGGAAACGCUACCAUAGACACACUGCUCAGCAGAUUCAGCGGCUUGAAGCGGUAUUCAAGGACUGUCCCCACCCGGACGAAAAGAAACGUUUGCAGUUAAGCAGGGAGCUGGGGCUAGAGCCUCGUCAGAUCAAGUUUUGGUUCCAGAACAGGAGGACCCAGAUGAAGGCACAACUCGAACGUUCUGAUAACAAUGCGCUUCGACAAGACAAUGAUAGGAUCAGGAGUGAGAACAUAGCAAUCAGAGAGGCACUGAAGAAUGUGAUCUGCCCAACUUGUGGGGGUCCUCCUGGUGGGGAGUAUUUUGAUGAAGAGAAACUGAGGUUGGAGAAUGCCCGACUGAGAGAAGAACUUGAAAGAAUAACUAGCAUCACAGCGAGGUAUACUGGGAGGCCGAUCUCACAGCUUCCACCCGUUCCACCUAUUUCAGUUUCUUCAUUGGAUUUAUCAGUUGGGAGUCUGGGAGGUCAAGGAAUGGGCGGACAUGCUCUUGAUCUUGAUCUUCUUGCCUCAAGUUCUUCUUCCGAUCCACAAUUGCCAUUUCAGACAACGGCCAUCUCAGAGAUGGAGAAGGCAGUAAUGGCAGAUCUUGCUGCCAGUGCCAUGGCUGAAAUUAUCAGGCUUUUGCAGACAGAUGAGCCCUUGUGGAGGAAGUCUACAAAUGAUGGGAGGGAUGUGAUCAACCACGAAAGCUAUGAGAGACUAUUCCCAAGAGCUUGCAGCUUGAGAAACCCAGAUACUAGUAUUGAGAUGUCAAGAGCUUCAGGAGUGGUGAUCAUGAACGGGUUGGCUUUGGUUGACAUGUUUACAAACUUGAACAAAUGGGUGGAGUGUUUCCCUACAGUGGUCUCAAGAGCAAGGCAAAUUGAAGUUCUCUCCCCUGGGAUGGAGGGAAGCCAUAGUGGUUCCUUGCAACUGAUUUAUGCAGAGUUGCAGGUUCUUUCACCACUUGUGCCAACUCGAGAAGUCUAUUUUGUUCGUUACUGCCAGCAAAUUGAGCAAGGCAUGUGGGCUGUAGUGGAUGUAUCCUUUGAUAUCACCAGAGAGAACCAACUUGUCUCACCUCUCCAAUGUCGGAGGCUUCCUUCUGGAUGCUUGAUUCAAGAAAUACCUAAUGGGUAUUCAAAGGUUUCUUGGCUGGAACAUGUGGAAUUGGAAGACAGGGUUCCUACUCCUCGGCUAUAUAGAGAUUUUGUUAGCAGUGGGAUGGCAUAUGGAGCUGAAAGAUGGCUUGCCACACUGCAGAGGAUGUGUGAAAGAUUUGCCUGCCAAAUGGUGUCGGGUGCUUCUAGUCGGGACCUUGGCGGAGUGAUCCCCUCAGUUGAUGGAAGGAGAAGCAUGAUGAGGCUUGCCCAACGAAUGGUAAACAGUUUCUGUGCUAACAUAAGCGCGUCAAGCGGGCGGUGGACGACACUCUCUGGCUUAGGUGACAGUGGAGUUCGAGUUAUCGCCCACAAGAGCACAGAACCUGGACAACCAACUGGUGUGAUUCUGAGUGCAGCAACCUCUAUAUGGGUUCCAGUACCCUGGCAGAACGUCUUCAAUUUCAUCAGGGAUGAGAGGAAUCGAGCUCAGUGGGAUCUUCUUUCCCAUGGUAAUUCAGUGCAGGAGGUUGCCCAUAUUGCAAAUGGAUCUCAUCCGGGAAACUGUAUUUCUGUUCUUCGGACUCUCAAUGCUAGCCAGAACAACAUGUUGCUACUUCAAGAAAGUUGCAUAGAUUCAUCAGAAUCACUUGUUGUUUAUUCUCCGGUAGAUUUGCCAGCAAUUAAUAUAGCAAUGAGCGGGGAAGACACCUCCUACAUCAAUAUACUGCCAUCAGGAUUUGCCAUUUAUUCCGAUGGCCGGCGGGACCAAGCAGCAGAGGGAGCGUCUUCAAGCUCACUGCAAGGUAACACAAGCAGGUCAAGUGGGUCACUCAUUACCGUGGCAUAUCAGAUACUUGUUAGCAGCCUGCCAACUGCAAGGGUGACUGUAGAUACAGUGUCUACGGUUAAUAAUGUUAUCAGCAAUACAAUUCAUCGGAUUAAAGCUGCCUUGAAUUGCCCCCGUUCUUGAUGACCUGCUAUUCAGCUUCUGUUGCUGCUGGCACUGAUCUCUCUCUCUCUCUCUCCCCCCUCUUCACCCUCCUUAAAUACAGACAUCAGAAAUCAGAGGCCCUUCCUGGCUGCAUUGAAUAGAGAGAGAGAGAGAGAGAGAGGUGUUGAGGAGUUGGUAGGGUUGGUUGGUUGGUUGGACUUGAAUGCUUUCAUCAAGAGCUGAUGUGGGUUCAUCAUCAUCUGCAACCUGGCUGCUGCUUUCGUAAUUCAUAACAAAAAACUUCAAUACUUUUACAACAGAACUUUUAUUAUUAUUAUUAUUAUUAUUUUUUACAUUUUACCUUGGAAGAAAGGUCUUUAAAGAGGGAGACGACUGCACCAUAACUGUGUCUUUUCUUGCUUUUUGGACAUUUUCUCUCAGCUUUUAAUUUUCCUUGGUAGCUUCUCUCCUUCCCUAUAUCUCUCUCUUCUCAAUUUCUCAGUUCUCUAUAUAAUCUUCCUUCUGUGCCUGUCUGGACUUCCUUUUCCUUUAAAAUUUUCUCUGUCAUGAGCUCCCCACCUAAUACAGGCCCAAGAAAAGAGUUUAGUUUGGUUUAGCUUCCCUUUCUUCUGAAUCCAUACAUCAGUCUCUUUAAUCUCUUUUCUUCUUCAUUAUCUAUCUUCACAAAAAAGGGUAAUGGUGCGGGUUUUGAGUUCUGUUCAGUGACUUCUUUUCGUCUAUGAGUAUGGAUCAGCCAGUUAUAGGACAGUUUUCAAAUAUUUCUCUCAAAAACAAGUUUUGGAGGAUCACCAAAUUUUUAACUCCCAUACCUUGAAUUAUGUUUCAAUUAGUUAAUUCCUGUCUUGCAUAGGGCCUAGUCAAUAGGUUGAGGGCAAAGUGGACCCCACUAUUAACAGCUUGGAAUUUGUUUGUUAUAGAGCAUCAUCAUCAAUUAGUCCACCUUGUGUUUUUUCCUAAUGUUAGAAGGAAGGACGGAAUGCCAACAAUAUCUGCUUUACUUUUGUCCUACUCAAAAGAGAACAUUUGAUAUGAAUGAUAUAAUGAAUAUUUUCAGUGAUGUAUUUCAUUUGAAAAAUUAUCAGUUUUUUGUACUGAUCA